Molecule: messenger RNA, 3881 nt
Organism: Haliotis rufescens (red abalone)
Lineage: Eukaryota; Metazoa; Mollusca; Gastropoda; Lepetellida; Haliotidae
Product: lysocardiolipin acyltransferase 1-like
Exons: 5
Coding region: 183-1298 (371 amino acids)
Cellular component (GO): endomembrane system
Molecular function (GO): acyltransferase activity
Source: RefSeq, a predicted model, not a curated record
UCAAUGGAAGGGUCGAUGGUUGUGUAGGCUGCAAAUAUGAUUUGAAAUAUCAACAAUUCACUAUUGCAAAGAUGACAACGAUUACCUACAACGCAUGAUUGUUGACAGCAUGACUUAAUGUUCGUUCAAAUUGACAUCCUGUUUCCGUUUGAAGUCUGCUGGUGAAUCGAGAAACAGUAGCCAUGCCGGGAGCGAGGAAUCUAGCGGGAGGAAUCGUGUUCACAACAGUUCUGUAUUUUUCAAGCUUUUUUGGCUCCAUAGUGCUUUUGAUGCCAUUCCUUCCCUUGAUAAUACUGAAGCCAAAAUGGGCAAGGAGUAUUCUGGAUUUUUUCCUGUACAUGUGGUUCUCAUUUGCAGUGGCCAUGUAUGAGUUGAUGCUGGGGGUAAAGAUCAAGGUCCAAGGUCGACCUUCCAAGCCAACAGACAGUGUGCUGAUCUUGAUGAACCAUCGCACACGACUUGACUGGCUGUUCCUCAUGUCCUACCAGCUCCGAUGCGGCUCCCUCAGGCAUUACAAGAUCUCACUCAAGGACCAGCUCAAGUUUGUCCCGGGACCAGGCUGGGCUAUGCAGGGUGCGGCGUUCCUGUUCUUAAAGCGGCGGUGGGAAGUAGACCAGCCAGUCAUCACUGCAGCACUGAAAUACUUCCGCAAGGUUAACUACAGGUUACAGUUUCUGUUGUUUCCUGAGGGUACCGACUUCACUGCAAAUACUCUGUCAAAGAGUGACAAGUUUGCAGAGAAGAAUGGCUUCCCUAAAUAUAGAUACGUCCUUCACCCUCGAACAACGGGCUUUGUGUUUCUCGUCCAGCAGAUGAAAGAAGAAAAACUUCUCGAUUCUGUUCUCAACAUUAGUGUUGCAUAUCCCAAAACAAUGCCCAUUGGGGAAUUUGAUGUAUUUACUGGGAAUUUCCCCGAAGAAAUACAUUUCCAUGUGAAUUCCACGCCAGUUGUUGAUUUCCCUACCUCGUCCGAAGGCCUCGUCAACUGGUGUCAAAAUCGCUGGUCCGAAAAAGAAGAACAGCUCCGCUUGUAUUAUGAAAAAAGAGAGUUCUCUCCCUUUGAGAAACAAGCCAAAGAUAUGAUCUACGACACAGUAGAAACUUAUAGUGAAGAGUCUGUGAGGAGAUAUCUUUAUAAAGUGGUGGCAUUCUGGUGUAUUUUCAUCAUCUUAGUGUUUUACUCCCUGUUUGAAGUAUCAUUGUUUCGAUGGUACUCCCUUUUCAGCAUAAUCGCAUUUAGCGUAUUGGAAAGAAAAUAUGGUGGUUUGGACACCAUCCAGUUUUUUAAUGAUUUUUGAUGAUUCUACAAAGUAUAUUCAAUAAGCUACUUCAUAAUCAUAAAAGCUAUUCAAAUUAUUUAUUAGUUCGGAUAUGAAAUCAGUAUGUAUGCUGUAGUGUCAUCAAUAUUAGUUUCCUGUAUUCAGAUAUACCCUUCUUUUGUAUGCAGUAUCAAGUAUCCACAAAAGACAGCAAUGGUUACUUUGUGUGGUCCUGUCUUCAGGAUGUCUAGCAAAACAAUAUGGUUAUAAAGUAACAUGGUUAUUAAUAAUGUUAUGAAGUAGCUUUGUUAUAGUGUAACAUGUUAAAAGUAACAUGGUGAUUAGGUAACAUAGUUAUUAAGUUAGUAAGUGAUAAUGAUGUUACAAUGUUACAAAGCAACAUGUUUAUAAUAUUGUGCAACAUCGCUAAAAAGUGGCUUUGUUGUGGUGUCACAUGUUUUAAGUAACAUUGUGAUUAAGUAACAUUGUUAUCAAGUAAUGUGAUAAUGAUGUAACAAUGCUACAAAGUAACAUGUUUAUAAUGCAACAUCGCUAUAAAGUGGCUAUGUUGUGGUGUAACAUGCUGUUGUGUAACAUGGUUAUUAUGUAACAUUAUUAAGUAACUUGAUUUCAUGUACGAUGGUUAAGUAACAUGAUUAUUGAAUAACAUGAUUAUAAUGUGACAUGUUAUUAUGCAAUGUGGGUAAGUAACAUGCUAUGAUGUAACAUCGUUAUUAAGUAACAUUAUUAAGUAAUGUGCUAUCAUGUAUGAUGGUUGUUAAGUAACAUGGUUAUUAAAUAACAUGAUUAGAAAAAGACAUGUUUUUGUGUAAUGUGGUUAAGUAACAUGUUAUUGUGUAACAUGUUAUUGUGUAACAUGGUUAUUAAGUAACAAGAUUUUAUUAAGUGACAUGUUAAAUUUUGUUAUGUAAUAUGGUCAGGUAACUUGAUUAUUAUCAUGAUUAUGUAACAUGGUGAUGAAACUAGUGGGAAAGAAUUCUCAUCUUUCUUAAUAUAUUACAUUAUGGAACUUAGAGGAAUGAAAUGAGUUGCAGCAAUUAGCAAAAUGAUGUUUAUUUUGCUACCUGAACAAAAUAGAAAUGAAGAAAUGUAUACUUGGCUGAUCUUUGGCCUGUAUUUCAUGAGACUGAGCAAUACAUUAAAUGAGUCUGUAGUCUUUAUUUCAUGUUUGGAUCUUGCUACCAUGAAAAUAAAAACAGUUUGUAGUUAUCAGCUCGGAUGCAGAUGUAUUUUAGUGAACAUAUUCAGUAGAACUCACACAAGUGUGUAUGUUGUGGAUUGAUAACAAAGUUAAUCCAGAAUUCAGAAUUUAGUCAUUUUUUUCCAAGACCUUUUCCUUAGACGUGCUUAAAUAGGUCAGUAUAUGUGAGAUGUCUCGAGUGCAAUAUUGAAUAUGUGCAUGUGUGUCAAUGGUUUGUAUGAAAAAAAUGUUAAUUUUUUAGAAUUUUUUAAGAACCUAGAUUUUACGUGUGUGCACUAAUGUUUGCCCAAUUAGUAAAUGCUGAAGAAAACAAUGGGACUAUGCGGCCUUUGUAUCAUUAUUGAUUAUAUAGAUGUGUGUUAUCCAAAACAUAUUAGUGAAAACAAAUCAAGAUACAAAAUUAUACAUUUAUGAAGGAAUCUUUUAAACAUGUUAAAAAUGGAUUCGCGUCGAAUUUUGGAUGGAGGGGAUAUUUUUUGUUAUGUAAUGAAGAUAUUCAACUAUUAAAAGCCAAGCUUCAAAGGCAAUAGCCACAAAAUCUCUGUCAGAAAUGAAAUUAUUGUAUAGAUAGUAAAUACCCAACAUAUUUUGAAUAUAUUUUUCCUGCUAAACUGACCUAUACUAUGCCUUAUCAAAUAAAAUAUAAAAUUAUCGGAUAAUCAUUAACUAUAUAAUAUUUCGACCUUUCUAAAAACAAAUCUGUAGAUAUAUCUAUUGAAAAACUAUGGCCUAGCAUCUCUUUGAACCAGUAUGUAUUUCACAAUGUCGGUAAUUUGAUAUGUAAACAAUAGUGUAAUGUCCUGAAGGGAGUUUAAAAGUCGACUGUCUCAGCCUAUAAUACUGUCAAACAGAAGGCCUGGGUUGCCAUCCCACAUGGGUACAAUGUGUAGCCCAUUUCUGGUGCCCCAAACUGCUAGCUCUCUGGAAUAUGACUAAAUAUUGUAUUAAACCAUACUCCCUCGCCUCGUCUCACAAACUAUACCAGCAGUUAAGGAUGUCUGUAAUAUGUUUUAUUUUGGAUUAACAAAUUAUGUACGAACGCCUUUUAUUCUAUUUUUAAUGCAUUUUUCACCACUGCGUCAAAUUAGAAGCAUUUGGGUUAGUCUCACAAACUCUACUUCAUUUCAGUAAAGUAUCAUUAAGAAUAAUAUGCUUGAUUGGUUGAUGGGUAAAACCUGGAAGAAAAAAUUGUGUUAUGUUUUGCAAGUUUAGAAAAAAGUUUCCUUUCAAUGUUUCACUUAACUUUUUGCCAUGACAUCCCAUUCAUGCCAUUAUCGGAUUGUUAUGUCACACACCGAAGUAACCAUGGCAACAAGGCAGAGCUAAAGAACCAACAAUAAUUUGAUAUUACAGUCCGUUUGACUCCAAAUGAGAAUGAUGAAUUGCAAAAUAACUCGAAA